AUGAAACAACCCAUUACUUCCAUAUUCCCAUCACAAUCUUCUGAAGAACCCGAAACAAUUUUUGAUGAUGGUGGGUUUGUUGGUUCUUUUGAUGACAUCGAGUUUGAUCUGGAGGAAGAGAAUAUUCCCGACAACAUGCUCAUGUAUAGGAAGCCAUUCAAGAUUUUAAAUCUUAAGCUCAAUUCUCUACUACAAAUUCAAGCUGAUGUAGGAGACAACCAUUCAGUUUCUGGUAUUGAAAUGGAUGUUAUGUUGAAAGCUCAAGAGCUUCGUCUUCUCAACAUGAUUGACCAGUCUGACGAAAUUAGCGAAUUAAGGGUCAAAAAUCAAUAUGAGACAUUCAAUGAUGCACUUAAGGAAUUGAAAACAAUUUCCAAACAACGACAUGUUUUUUUUGUUCGGGAUGUCAAACCUGUUCGAGAAGAUGUUAAUCAAGAGCUUGAAGAGUUAAGACCAGACAUGGAAAAGGAAUUGAAGGAAGUGACCAAUAGCUAUUCUUUAAUUCUCGAAAAGGUGGAUAUAUUGCUGGGGCUGUAA
Molecule: messenger RNA, 537 nt
Organism: Lactuca saligna
Lineage: Eukaryota; Viridiplantae; Streptophyta; Magnoliopsida; Asterales; Asteraceae
Source: the annotation of a GenBank genome assembly